UGCCCUGCCCUGCCCGCGCCCUCGGCGGCCGCCAUGGAGCUGGAGGUGCCCGAGGAGGCGGAGGGCUCGGCCGCGGCGGGGGCCGGCGCCGGCGCCAUCACCCCGGAGGGCAGCGCGGGGGGCCCGGACGCGGCAGGAGGUCUGGCACCAAAGAAAGCAGCCAUCACUGAGGGACCAUCGCUUCCAGGACAGCCUGGCCAAGGAAAGAAGAUAGGUCAUCGAGGCGUUGAUGCGUCUGGUGAAACCACUUACAAAAAGACCACUUCAUCCACUCUGAAGGGGGCCAUCCAGCUAGGGAUUGGAUAUACUGUCGGCAAUCUGAGCUCCAAGCCGGAGAGAGAUGUCCUGAUGCAGGACUUCUACGUGGUGGAGAGCAUUUUUUUCCCAAGUGAAGGAAGUAAUCUUACCCCGGCUCACCAUUACGCUGACUUCAGGUUCAAAACCUAUGCACCAGUGGCUUUUCGGUACUUCCGAGAACUCUUUGGGAUUCGUCCAGAUGAUUAUUUGUAUUCAUUAUGUAACGAGCCUCUGAUAGAGCUGUCAAACCCUGGUGCCAGUGGCUCUCUCUUCUAUGUCACCAGCGAUGAUGAAUUCAUCAUAAAAACUGUGAUGCACAAGGAAGCUGAAUUCCUCCAGAAGCUCCUUCCUGGCUACUACAUGAACCUGAACCAGAAUCCACGGACGCUGCUGCCAAAGUUUUAUGGACUGUACUGCGUGCAAUCAGGGGGCAAAAAUAUCCGCGUGGUUGUGAUGAACAACAUUCUGCCUCGUGUGGUGAAAAUGCACCUGAAAUUUGACCUGAAAGGCUCAACCUAUAAGCGCCGGGCAUCCAAGAAGGAAAAAGAAAAGUCCAGCCCCACAUACAAAGACCUAGACUUCAUACAAGACAUGCCUGAGGGCCUGAUGUUGGAUGCAGACACCUUCAGUGCGUUGGUGAAGACAUUGCAGCGAGACUGUCUGGUGUUGGAAAGUUUUAAAAUCAUGGACUACAGCCUCCUGCUCGGGGUUCAUAACAUAGACCAGCAAGAACGGGAGCGGCAGUCCGAGGGAGCCCACAGCACGUCGGAUGAGAAGCGCCCCGUGGGGCAGAAGGCACUUUACUCCACGGCCAUGGAGUCCAUCCAGGGGGGGGCUGCCCGGGGGGAGUCCAUAGACACAGACGACACGAUGGGAGGAAUCCCAGCAGUGAAUGGCAAAGGAGAGCGUCUCCUGCUCCACGUAGGAAUAAUAGAUAUUCUUCAGUCAUACAGGUUCAUCAAGAAGCUGGAACAUACCUGGAAGGCCCUUGUCCAUGAUGGGGACACAGUGUCAGUACACAGACCCAGCUUUUAUGCAGAGAGAUUCUUCAAAUUCAUGACCAACACGGUGUUUCGAAAAAAUUCCUCUCUGAAGUCAUCGCCCUCAAAGAAAGGGCGUAGUGCCUUGCUAGCUGUCAAGAUGCCUGGUCCAACAGCUGCGUUCUCAGCUAGCCAGCUCCCCUCUGAAAAGGACGAAACCCAGUACGAUCUCCGUGCAGCCAGGAGUUACCCCACCCUUGAUGAUGAAGCAGGCAGGCCAGACCUGCUCCCCUGCACACCUCCUUCCUUUGAAGAAGCUACCACGGCCUCCAUAGCCACAACACUCUCUUCAACAUCUCUCUCUGUUCCUGAGCGAUCCCCCUCGGAGACAUCUGAGCAGCCCAGGUACAGGAGGCGCACACACUCCUCAGGGCAGGAUGGCAGGUCACACGAGGAGGUGCGGGUUGAAGAGGAGCUUCAGCAGAUCAGCGUAGAGCUGGAGCCCAAGUGUGAUGUUGAGAUCGUAGCUCCUGAAGAAGACGACAAAGAAGAGGCGGCUUCUUCAGCCUGUGCCAUUGGAACAUCCACGGCUACAAUAGAGGUGGAGACAGCCAGCCAGGCCUCCGAACCAGCCAGCCAGGCCUCGGAUGAAGAUGAUGUGCCAGUCACAGACAUAUACUUUUAAUCUCUAUGCAGACACAGAAGCCCCAGAGAGCAGCGAUUCCCUCUGCAGGUCAAUGUGUUCCCUUUUCGUUGAUGCAGCCGUUCCAGUGGGAUGGGGAAGAGCUUGCCGACACCAGUAUUGCUGCACUGCAGGAUCCCGGGCACUGCAUUUCAGAACGGAGCAAAACUAUAACCGUCUAUUUCUACUUAUCCCAGAUGUGGGCAGCAAAGAAACCACCCACUCACCCACAGCUCCCAACGGAGACAUCCAGCUGGGUGUAGAGAAUCCUGGGUAGUAACACAGUGUUUUCCAGAUGUGCACUACCGUAGCUACCUAUCCAUGUGUAAUACUGUGAACCUUUUUAAUUUUUUAAUCAUGUAUUUAUUUCUUUUAUCUUUGCACAGAGACAGCACAAAUGUGCUUUUUUAAACAUUUAGUUUACUGCACUUUUUUUUUUUUUUUUUGGUUGUCAUAUAUUUGUGCAUCAGAAAGGAGUGUGAGACCUCACUGGAGAAUUGGUAGGAGCACGUUGCUGGGGAGGGCAGGGAGCGGAGUGGCUUCCCUUGAGGCAGCAGCGUGGUCUGACCAACCGAUGGAGUCGGGAGGUGUAAGGCUGUCCAGGCUCUGCCACGGUUUUGCCGAGUGACCUAAGGCAAGUCACUUAACCACUCUGUGCCUCGGUUCCCCUGUGCUGAUGGGUGUGCAGUUCCCACUUCCGUUAAAGCACUUAAAGCCUGGGAUGAAAGGUGCUAUGUAAAUGCCAUGUAUUAAAGGCCAUUGAGUAGAAUUGCUCCCAUGUUACAGUAGUCCAAAGUAGCCAUGCCAAUUCACUUGGAUUCAAAAAUCGCUAGUGACUUCUCUAGAUCCGUAACGCUGUGUGGGGGAAGCAAGCGAUUCCUGGCAACGCUGAUGUGGUCACCUCGGCUCUCUGGACGUCGCAAUGGCUUCAGCCUUCACCGUGUGCCACGCUACUGUCACCCCGUCCCUCUGUGCUUGGAAGCCCACGCUUCGUCCUACCGGCCGCUGCACCGCCGUCCGCGCCAGCCGCUGCCCGCCGGCAGGCAUGGACAGAUGAGGACUGGGCGCCUCCAGGGACCGGUCCCCGCUCUGCCAGCCCCAGCGUGGCUCGCCCGGACACCGCAUCCCACUGGAGCCACUUAGCACCUCGCAUGCUCACGGGUGUAUCCGACCGCCAGUGACUCGGGGGUCGCGGACAUUGGGUUCACACGUAUCCUCCGUACCUCAGGGCAGUCAGGGAGCUGCGUGCACGUCCACGCCUACUGGAGGCAGAAACCAGGCACCUGGCUCCAGCACCCGGUUGCGCCGGGCGGUAUUGUGUGCAUAGACUCUGUUGGACAAAAAGCUGGGUGACUCGGAUGUUGCCUGUGGCAACGUCUGCUAUUGGAAAUCGCUGCUUCGGAUGUCUGAGACACGGAUAGUUUGCUCUUGGAGGGCUGCACGCUGUAGCCAAGACAAGAUUUGGUGUCGCUUGGCAGUGCUCGGUUUAGGCUCAUCCUUCUGUCAGCAGGACACCGUAGCAUCUUGAACUCCAGCAAUCCCAUCCUCUCCCAGAGAGAAGAAAUGAAACCCUUUAGACAAGGAGGCGACAGGUCUUGUUUGUGUGCUUUACAUGCCAAGAGAGGGGCUCAAAAUCUCUUUAUUCUCAUCACGAUCUUCAGCUGUCCUUGGGAUUCCUUGUAGAGGAGUGUAGAAGAGGAACCCUCCUUCUGGGGCUCUGUCCCUUUCCAUCUGUCUUCGCAGCAGCACUCAGGACUGGUUGAUUCAGGUCCCAGAAGGUAACCAGGCUGGUGGGAAGCUCUUCCCCUCUGCGACGUGAUGAAGUUGGCGAGGAUCUUCGUGAAUUGACAUUGUUUCUUGCCUAGAAGUAUGGGACCCAAACUUCACCCCAUGCCUGCAGAUGCUGAAGGCUGUACAGUGUGCUGCUCUCGGAGUGCAGGCUGGGGGUCUUGCAAGCUGCUGCCAUUAGAUGUAUUCAUGUAUUUACCAAAUAAUCUAUCAAAAGU
Cygnus atratus (black swan) is the source of this 3965-nucleotide messenger RNA. It is a transcript of the gene PIP5K1C, whose product is annotated as phosphatidylinositol-4-phosphate 5-kinase type 1 gamma. Gene Ontology annotation, biological process: phosphatidylinositol metabolic process. Gene Ontology annotation, molecular function: phosphatidylinositol kinase activity. The record is from RefSeq and is a predicted model, not a curated record. Bases 34 to 1962 code for a protein of 642 amino acids. The transcript is spliced from 17 exons. NCBI's taxonomy places the organism in Eukaryota, Metazoa, Chordata, Aves, Anseriformes, Anatidae.